UGGUUUCGCCUGCUCCGCCUCUCACUCGCUCAAUAGUCACUGGCCGGUCGCGUUCGUUCUCCAAUUUACAUUUUUCGUGCCAUUUAGAGGUUUUUAGUUCGCGGCCAAUUGCCAGCGCCAUUAAAUCGAAUCGAGUGAACCGAUGGCUGCCCCACCAGCCGUUAAACGCCUGCCAGUCAACCAAAAGAUGGCUCCAGUCCAAAUGCCCAAAAUAACAAUAACAAGCAACAGCACCAGCAGCAGCACCAGCAGCAAAGGCGCGACAAAGGCAACAGCCGCUGCACCCAAAUCCCCAGAUGGCCUCACCGCCCUGGUGCCCAAAAAGAGUCUCACCUCGAUGUCCGAUGAGGAAAUCAUUCAGGAGAAUCUUAAGGAAAUAUUGGAUCUUAAAUCGCGCGAGGAGCGCAAAGCCAAUGGACGCCUGGUUGCCGUCAUUGUUUGCUUUCUGGUGAUCUUUCUGGCCAUUUAUCAUGCUUGGAUACAGGACGCACUGGCUGGCGUCUUGGUGCCUGCUGGCAUUAUGCUCUCCUACUUCGCCUGGGUCGUCGUCCUAGCCAAAAGGGAUAAGCACAAACGUGCCAUGUUUGAAAAGCACAUCGAGGAGGUGGCCAUGAAGAACAAGAGCGAGCUGGAGGAAAAACAUUCGCGUUUAAAGCACUCGCACGGCCAUGGACACGGACACACGCCCACGGAUGUGGAUCAGCAGAGCUGCAGCGGCAGUGGUAGCGCCACGAGCAGUCUGCACUACGUUAACGAGCUGCUGCCGAACGGGGAGCAUCGCAAGAAACAGCGCCGCCAUAGGCAGCGUCACGCCGAUGCGCACGGGGAGCGGCCAGGACGUGCGCCGCGUGCGUCUGGUGCCACUACAGAGGCGACUGUGCAUCGCAGCGGUGGGGCCAAGAGGCCAAGCAUUAGGCAGAAACUCUUCGGCCAAAGCAUAGCCCAUGUGAAGCUGGUGGAGACGCAAAGCGACAGCAUGGACUCGACGGGCGGUCCUAGGGGUUCUGGUGUUCCAAGCGAGAAGCGCAAACGGCUGCAGCGCAUGGACACCCUGCCCAUGCCCCAGGUGGUGCGCAUGAGUUCGGCGCCAUAGGGUAGAGUAGAGAAAGGGAAUGGGAAUAGAAUGGGUAAUGGCCUUGCUAUUGUAUCGAGUAAAUAAAUGUAUUAUAAAAAAUAUAAA
Messenger RNA from Drosophila guanche, 1180 nucleotides. RefSeq lists its product as uncharacterized. The record is from RefSeq and is a predicted model, not a curated record. The transcript is spliced from 4 exons. The coding region runs from base 143 to 1093 and encodes 316 amino acids. Lineage: Eukaryota; Metazoa; Arthropoda; Insecta; Diptera; Drosophilidae.